AUGGUGUGCACCAAGGAGAGGGCACCUCAACGACAAGUUGCCAAGCCUCAAGAGCUUCGAGGAAGCCCCAGCGGUGCUGCCACUUUCCUUACGCUUCUGGUGGUGGUGCUUGGGCUAGACGUGCUGUUGACUUCUGGAGCAAAGGCUGUGCUACCCCUGAUGGCCUUUAUCGAAACAUAUCCGACUCGGUUCGCGGCGUUUUAUCAGCCCAAGGUAGAAAUGUUGGCAGCAAUGGUGCAGGAUCUUUUCGACGGACUGGAGAUUUCGGAGCAAUUGAGCGAGGCUUGGGACUUCACUGCUGCGCUGGUCACCCUUGUGUGCGCGCAUCAGGUCAUCGAGUCCGCGAGAACCACAGUCGCAAGUAGAUUAAAUAUAUAA
Molecule: messenger RNA, 378 nt
Organism: Phytophthora sojae
Lineage: Eukaryota; Oomycota; Peronosporomycetes; Peronosporales; Peronosporaceae
Exons: 1
Coding region: 1-378 (125 amino acids)
Source: RefSeq, a predicted model, not a curated record